AUGAUGAGGGAAAUGGCUGUUGUCACGAUUGUAUCAAUAGGGCUCUUGUUCUUUUCAAUGUCUGCAGAUCCAUAUGAACGGCCGUUCGUUAUAGGCGACAGAUCAAUAUCCAAGCCUUAUGUGCGCCACGAAACAAUAACCUUUACAGAGAUCACAGUUGUAUCGGUUGUUAUUCCUCUCAUAUUCAUGUUUGGGACACUUCGUAUAAAUGCCAUAGAAAACACUUGUGAGGCAUACUUCUAUCUGUCAUUUAUAAUAGCCUGCCUUGCCACGUCUGCUAUUGUUGAGAACAUGAAGAACAUGGUUGGGCGGCUCCGGCCUGAUUUCCUAAGCAGGUGCAGUCCUGUUGGUGGAAAGUGUACGGGGAGUCCGAAGCUUAUUCUCGAGGGGAGGAGGAGCUUUCCGUCCGGUCACACCUCUAUUGCGGCAUGCAGCUUUAUCUUUCUGGUUCUCUUUGCCUCCAAGGAGUCCAAGCUUCCUAGGAUUAGAGCAAAGCUGAAUCAAGUAUUUGUAUUUUUGCUUUACUUUACACUUCUGGUGGUACCUGUUGCUGUAGGAGCGAGUCGAGUAAUGGACAACAAGCAUUUCGUCUCCGAUGUGAUAGGAGGAGGGAUCAUUGGUGCACUUGUUGGGAUUGCUAGGUUCAAGCGCCUUGAGGCGACUGCUGUACAAGAAAGGUACAAGAGCAUUGAGCCGUGA
This is a messenger RNA of Encephalitozoon hellem ATCC 50504, 699 nucleotides long. RefSeq names its product PAP2-like phosphatidic acid phosphatase. Gene Ontology annotation, biological process: phospholipid metabolic process. Bases 1 to 699 code for a protein of 232 amino acids. Lineage: Eukaryota; Fungi; Microsporidia; Unikaryonidae. The record is from RefSeq and is a predicted model, not a curated record. The transcript has a single exon. Gene Ontology annotation, molecular function: phosphatidate phosphatase activity.